Osmia bicornis bicornis is the source of this 2115-nucleotide messenger RNA. RefSeq names its product UV excision repair protein RAD23 homolog A (gene Rad23). Gene Ontology annotation, biological process: proteasome-mediated ubiquitin-dependent protein catabolic process; nucleotide-excision repair. The transcript is spliced from 6 exons. The record is from RefSeq and is a predicted model, not a curated record. Gene Ontology annotation, cellular component: cytosol; nucleoplasm. The coding region runs from base 168 to 1265 and encodes 365 amino acids. Gene Ontology annotation, molecular function: proteasome binding; damaged DNA binding; polyubiquitin modification-dependent protein binding. NCBI's taxonomy places the organism in Eukaryota, Metazoa, Arthropoda, Insecta, Hymenoptera, Megachilidae.
UUAGCUGCAUACUACCACGAGUUAAGCAUUUGUAAGUUGCUUUUAAGCAGUGCCGACUCAUCGCAUAAAAGAUCUUUACUAAACGUCGCUAUAUCCUUCUUACACUAGAUCUUUCAAAGUUUUCUUUGUCAACUGACAGGCUAUUACUAAUUUUUUUAUCUUUCAACAUGAUUAUAACGCUGAAAAACUUACAGCAGCAAACAUUUACAGUGGAAAUUGAUCCAUCGCAAACGGUAAAAGACUUGAAACAAAAGAUUGAAACCCAAAAGGGUUUCCCUGCUGAACAUCAGAAAUUAAUAUACGCUGGAAAGAUAUUAACAGAUGAUCAUCCACUAGCAGAAUAUAAUAUAGAUGAAAAAAAAUUCAUAGUUGUUAUGGUUACAAAGCUUAAAACUGGUAAUGGUCAUACAGCAGCUGAAGAGGAGCAUACAAGUACUACAGAAACUAAAGAAGAAAGUAGUACAACCAGCUCAGUACCGCAACCUAGUUCAAACCCAACUGUCCAGGGUGCAUCAAACCCUGCUAGUACUGUACAAGAACAAUCUGGAGCAAGUACUGCAACUGGAUGUGCAGGAGGUCAAGCUGAAAGUGCCUUGUUAAUGGGUGAAGAUUAUAAUACCAUGGUGAACAACAUCAUGGAUAUGGGGUAUGAACGCGAGCAGGUCGAGCAAGCAUUAAGAGCAAGUUUCAAUAAUCCUGAUAGAGCUGUUGAAUACCUUGUAACGGGUAUACCCGCUCAGCUAUUUGAGGAUUUACCAGAAGAUCAACUCGAAGCACAAGAACAAUUCCAAGAACAUGGCCAACAUCCACUAGCAUUUUUGCGAAUGCAACCUCAAUUUCAACAAAUGCGUCAAGUUAUUCAGCAAAAUCCACAAUUAUUGAAUGCUGUACUUCAACAGAUUGGUCAAACUAAUCCUGCAUUGUUGCAACUUAUUUCACAAAAUCAAGAAGCAUUUGUGCGCAUGCUUAACGAACCUGUAGAAACAACUGGUAGUACAGGUGGAAGAACUACACCUGUAUCUGCAUCGAAUGUUGCGCCAGCUACUGCUCCCGGUGGUUUAAGUGGUGCUCCUGCUGCAGGUAUGGGAACAGGAUCUGACGUAGAAACUUCCAUAAUUCAGGUAACACCUCAAGAUAAAGAAGCUAUUGAAAGGCUGAAAGCACUAGGAUUUCCAGAACACUUAGUUGUACAAGCAUAUUUCGCGUGUGAAAAAAAUGAAAACUUAGCUGCAAAUUUUUUGCUUUCACAAAAUCUUGAUGACUGAAGUAACGCACUUUAUUGAUUUCAAAAUAUGGAGUUAAAGGACUGAUAUAGGGUGGGUAAUUACACGGGCGCCAUAUUAUUUUCAAUUGGUCAUCUUUAUUUUGUAUAUAAGUAAGUAUGCAUUCAUAUUUAUCUUAUUUCAUUACAUUCUGUAGGUAUAUAUUUGGCAUAUUUAGUAAAUAAUACAAAUUUGUUACAUUUAAAUACGAAAAUACUUCUUAUAUCAAAUUGUCAGUCUUUUAAACUACUUUAAGUCAAAACAUAUUUUACAUGUUUCGUGUAUUUUAAGGUUGAAAAUUGAUAUUUUGCAUCGGUGUUAUAAUCCAUCCUUAUAGUCUGGCAAUUGUUCUUUGGCAAAAAUUUUUGUUUUUUGAAUAUAAGGAGCAGUGUAAUUACAUUUUUAUGUAAGAAAGCCUACUUGCUUAAUGAAUGAAUAUGCAAAAAUAUAAAUACUUCGCUGUAUUUAUACAUUAAAGUUGUUGUACAAUACACAUACAUGCAAAUUUGCGUACACGAGCAAGAUUACAUGUGUAUUCAAAUAACACGAGGAAGCCCGCAUGUAUGCGUGUACAUGACAAGUAUAUUUUAUACAUGUAAUAGGCUUUCUGAUAUAAAAAUUAUGUAAGUGCAUCUGUAUAUGUAUGAUUGCAUAUGUAUAUAUGUGUGUACUUGCGUAUAACUUGCGCCUAUGUAUGUAUGUAUAAAAAAAAAGUCUUGUAUUUUUUAAACAAAAGUGGUAAAGAUAGUUAUUCAUUAAUAAAUCAUUACAAAUCAUUUCAUUUGUCACAAAGAUAACAAAUUGUAAGAAAUUCUCAAAGAAAAUGGAAAUGAAAAUUUAUUUACUAUGCAUA